AUUCAGUUUUUUAAAAAUUCUUUCAUAAUUCUAUUAAGUGUUUUUUAAGUAAAUUAACAUGGCCCGAAUGAACCGCCCAGCUCCUGUGGAAGUCACAUACAAGAACAUGAGAUUUCUUAUUACACAUAAUCCAACCAAUGCAACAUUAAACAAAUUUGUUCUUGAUUGGCCUUUUGAUGAUGGUGCACCACUGUCCAACCAGAUUCUUGACAACUGGUUAAGUCUUGUAAAAAUUAAGUUUCGUGAAGAACCUGGUUGUUGUAUUGCUGUUCACUGUGUUGCAGGGAGAGCUGGGAGAGCUCCAGUGCUUGUCGCUGCAGCAUUAAUUAAAGGUGGAAUGAAAUAUGAAGAUGCAGUACAGUUCAUAAGACAAAAGCGCCAUGGAGCUUUUAACAGCAAGCAACUUUUGUAUUUGGAAAAAUAUUGUCCUAAGAUGUGGCUGCGCUUCAAAGACUCCAAUGGUCAUAGAAACAACUGUUGCAUUCACUAA
Molecule: messenger RNA, 490 nt
Organism: Oryctolagus cuniculus (rabbit)
Lineage: Eukaryota; Metazoa; Chordata; Mammalia; Lagomorpha; Leporidae
Source: RefSeq, a predicted model, not a curated record